AUGCGGGACCGGCUGGAGCAGCUCCGGGCGAAGCAGGAUGCUGAGGAUGACACCGAUGAGAUGGAAAUCGCCAUCGACAACACAGCCUUCAUGGACGAAUUCUUUGCUGAGAUUGAGGAGACGAGGCAGAACAUCGACAAAAUUUCAGAGAACGUGGAGGAGGCCAAGAAGCUCUACAGUGUCAUCCUCUCGGCCCCCAUCCCUGAGCAGAAGACCAAAGAUGAAUUGGAGCAGCUCACAGCUGACAUCAAGAAGACGGCCAACAGCGUGCGCAACAAGCUGAAGAGCAUGGAGAGGAACAUCGAGCAGGAUGAGGCCCGCUCCUCUGCCGACCUGCGCAUACGCAAGUCCCAGCACUCAGUCCUGUCCCGCAAGUUCGUUGAUGUGAUGACCAAGUACAACGAGGCGCAGGUUGACUUCCGGGAGCGCAGCAAAGGCCGGAUCCAGCGGCAGCUAGAGAUCACUGGCAAGAACACGACCGAUGAGGAGCUGGAGGAGAUGCUGGAGAGCGGGAACCCCGCCAUCUUCACCUCAGGGAUUGUGGACUCGCAGAUCUCAAAGCAGGCACUGAGUGAAAUCGAGGGGCGGCAUAAGGACAUCGUGCGGCUGGAGAGCAGCAUCAAGGAGCUGCACGACAUGUUUGUCGACAUCGCCAUGCUGGUGGAGAACCAGGGAGCCAUGAUCGACCGCAUAGAAAACAACAUGGACCAGUCUGUCGGCUUCGUGGAGCGAGCUGUGGCUGACACCAAAAAGGCUGUCAAGUACCAAAGCGAAGCCAGGAGGGUGAGAGGGACCAACAGGAUCCCACAUUGCUCUGAGUCACCCCCUGAACCUCUGUCUUCUUGUCCCUUGUUCCCCUUCCCUGCCCAGCCCAUGUCCCAGCCUCACAGUCCCUCUCUCCCGUGCAGAAGAAGAUCAUGAUCAUGAUUUGCUGCAUUAUCCUUGUCAUCAUCCUCGCUGCCAGCAUCGGUAGCAUCUUCGCCUGACAUCCCAGCCACUCCCCACAGGUGAUGGGGUGCCCAUGGGGUUCAGGCCAGCAGCACUCACUCACAGAUGGGGUAGCAGUGCCAGCCGCCUCUGAUGCUUCCCGCUUACAGGUGGCCUUUCCCCAUCCUGUUCGGUGAUCCUACCCGUGGCCCUGGGACCCACCUGCCAAGCCUUGAGGACGUCACCCCGAGGUCCCCUCUCAUCCGCUGUCCUCACACCAGGGUCCCAUAGCUCCCUACUCACCAGCACGGAGCCAGCCACAGCCAGGGCUCUGCCUUGCCCGGUGGUGAAAGCAGCUCACCCCUCACUCAGAGCUUGUGUGCAGCUAUUCCUCCACGGAACUGCUCUCCAGAUGUGCCGACACCUGCACCACAGCCCUCCUCCCCAAUAAAGAGAUGACUCACACUCCACCCCAUGGUGCUGUGUCAGGGAGUCGUGUCACUCACCUCCGCAUCCCAUCCCCACAUUUGGGCCUCCACAACCCACAGUAAUCGCACCCAAAGGAAGGUAAUGAAGCUGGUGAGGGGUCCGGAGCACAGGUCUUAUGUGGAGUGGCUGAGGGAGCUGGGAUUGUUCAGUCUGGAGAAGAGGAAGCUGGAAAAGUAUUAUUGUUCUCUGCCACUCCCUGAAAUGAGGUUAUAGUGAGGUAAAGUUGGCCUCCUACCACAUAAGGAGUGAAAGGAUGAGAGGCAAUGACCUCAAGCUGUGCCAGGGGAGGGUCAGGCUGAAUAUUAGG
Lagopus muta (rock ptarmigan) is the source of this 1723-nucleotide messenger RNA. It is a transcript of the gene STX3, whose product is annotated as syntaxin 3. The transcript has 9 exons. The record is from RefSeq and is a predicted model, not a curated record. Gene Ontology annotation, biological process: synaptic vesicle fusion to presynaptic active zone membrane; exocytic insertion of neurotransmitter receptor to postsynaptic membrane; intracellular protein transport. NCBI's taxonomy places the organism in Eukaryota, Metazoa, Chordata, Aves, Galliformes, Phasianidae. Gene Ontology annotation, cellular component: plasma membrane; SNARE complex; presynaptic active zone membrane. Bases 1 to 921 code for a protein of 306 amino acids. Gene Ontology annotation, molecular function: SNARE binding; SNAP receptor activity.